AUGGCAGAACCCACACGGGAGGAUGAAGUUACGACCACGCAAGAAGGCGGCGACUCCGCAAAGACUGCCGUCGCUUCUCUCACCACAGCGGCUUCUGCGGGUGUAGUGGCGGUGACCUCUUCACAAUCCGCCCUCCUCUCAACACCUCGCAGGGGGCCACUCAUUCCUCUCACACCAAUGGAACGACGGUUAAUAAUGGGUGCCACACGUGUUGGAGUUACGAUAGCAGAUGGACUUCUUCUUUCCAGUACAGUACUGAAUCCGGUGAUCACUGUAGCUUUCGUCGCAUAUGAGUCUAUUCGUUCAAUACAUGACUACUACCGCGGUGAACUCAAUACUUUAGGAUAUCGUACCAGUUUGAGUGAUGUAUCAUUACGUAUUGGAAAAGAAGUUGGAACAGCUGCUAUUGGAAUUGGUAUUGGACAUGCUGUAGGAACACUUAUCGGUUUAAGUGCUAUUCCAGUAGCGGGACAAAUUGCUACUGCAACAGUUAUUUCUGUUGUUUUAGGUAUUUGCGUUGGUACACUUCUUACACGAUAUGCUGACCGACUCUUUAUACGUUUACAAUUACAAACUCAGUAUGGAUACUCUCCCGAUGAAGAAAAGGCCCGUAAGAGGUUUGAAAAAUUACUUGAAUCAGAACAUGAUCUUUCUUCUUUUGCAGUUUGUCGAAUAGUGCAGCACUAUAGAGAUUACCGGGUGGCAUGUGGAUGGGAAAGUCAUACAGAUGUAGAUGACUAUAGAGCUACUGGAGAUAUUACAAUGAUGCCUGUUUCAUUUCAACAUUUUGCUAUUAUACAGUUACAACGUAAAUGGGGAUUCCUUAAUGGACGUAGUGAAUGUAAAAAAGUUUAUAAGGCUCUUAUGUUGCUACAUCAUCCCGAUAAAGGUGGGGAUACUGAACUUGCUGCACAUCUUAAUCAUGAUUUUGAAAUCUAUGCUUUUUGUCAAGGAUGGCAAGAAGAUUGUCCAACAAUUAAUCAAGCAGAAGUUUCUGGAAAUCAAGGGAAAACAUCUACUAAUACGUUUAAAAAACGAAAAAAGAACGUUGUCGUAGACUUUUUACGUUCCCUAUUUCGUCAAACAAGUAAUUCUACUGUAGAAGCUGAAGAUCUUCGACAAUAUGGUCUUUUAGCUUUAGAAGCUGGAACUCCGUUAGAGUUACAUAGGUUUGAUGAAUUAAAUUGGGAUACUAUUGAUAAGGAAGAAGAGGAGGAAGAAGAAGAAGAAGGAUUAAAUGGUAACCCUUUGUUUGGUACAAGUGCAUCUGUUAAACAACGUAGUGUCGCUCGUGUACUUGCAUCUAUUCAACGUUGUUAUCAACUUGCUACUGAAGCUACUACUUUUUCUGGACUAGUUCAUAUCUACAGGGAAAGAGAACAGUGGUCUAGAUUACGACAUGACGUUUUUAUGUUUAACCGAUUACAAAUGUUUGUGAAUAUUGCUGAAGAAAUGAAUUUAUUUUAUACUCCUAAUUCCUCUUCUAAAUCCUGUCAUUACUAUUCUUCUCAUAACUUCAGGUGGUGUACAAGAGAUGAAGCGGUAGCAGAACGAGAAGAACGUCGGAAAUCCAUUGUUUCCCUCUGUUUCUCUGAAAGUGUCUCCUCUAAGUUGACUGAAGCCCUUGAACUUUGGAGAACCGCACAAGGACUAGCUGAAAGUUUUUUUAAACAAUCUUCUACUAGUGAUGCGGAAGCUGCUGAAGGGACAGGACAAACACUUGAUACACUUUUAAAUAUUCAGAAAGCUUUACAAGAAAUAACUGAAUCUUGUACAAACUCUUGGAAACAUUCUUAUUGCUCUAUUGAGGAUUAUAAAGAACUUUUAUUUGUAGAAGAAGUCAGAGCACUUGGACUCACUGCGAGUUGUGCUCUUGCUGGAGCUCAUGCUAUAACUAUACAUGAUAAAAUGCGUAAAAAUUGUGAGGAUUAUUAUAGAGGUAGAGAAAGAAAGAUGCAAACAGUGACCUCUCUUCUUAAUGAAUUACAUGAAAUACAAUCUGAUCUUGCAAAAGCUACUAUUGAUGAACGUGAUAUAUUACAGAAACGUUAUAAUGAUUAUCUAGAUGAAUUAUAUUUUGUACAUCGUGUUUUUAGUGAAGUAGAUUCUAUUACAAGUGAAUUAUAUGAUAUGUACACAAUGUAUCUCCCAGAAAAUUUUAGUUUACUUAAGGAAUUACCUUCUUCUUGCGCACGUUGUGUUUAUGAAACUCUUAAAUUACCUCGUUUUGUAAAAUAUGAAAGAGAACGUACUUUAAUGAAUUAUAUAAAUCUUGAAAUAGAACCUCGAAAUGCGAUGGAUUGUUCUAGAUAUUCAUUAAAUGAAGAAACUUCAUUAGAGUCUGUUAAUAAUGAAGUUAAAGAAGUAGAAUUCGCUUUACUUCGUGCACAAUAUAUGGAUCCAAUUAGUGGAACUCUUACUCCUUGUUGGCUUAAACGUUAUAUAUUUCCAAAAUCUGAUACAAUAGAGAGUAAAAAUGAUAAUACUGAACUUUUUAAACAUAUUAUGAAGGAUGAACUUCAUAUUCCUGAAUCAUGUGCAAGUAAAAAUGUGACAUAUGUAAGUGAUGUAUUUUGUGAUAAUUAUACUCAACAAAUUUAUUUCCAUAUACCACGUGGUGGAACUCAAUUACGUUUUAGUUCCACACAUGAUGUAAGUAAAAGGAUUAUGCGACUGGGUGUUCGAUGGCUUCAUGAUGCUUUACAGUCUAUUAUUGAAAUUCAUUCAUGUCUUUUAGUUCAUGGUUCUAUUUGUCUUGCAAAUUUUACAUAUGAUGAUUUUGGAAAUACAACUUUGGGGUUUUUCUCUAAUUCUGUGGGUAAUUCUUUAAGAGAUACCCUAACACCAUUGGAUGAUGUUAUAGAUUUUGGUGCCUGUUUACAUGCAGAAGUUAUUCCAUAUCUUCAAGGUGUAAUUUCAGGUUCAAAUGUAGCACGGUUUUCACCAACAGCAACUAAAUUUGACGAAAAUUUUCCUGCAGCAGAAGAAUGGAAACAAAAACAACAAGAAAUUAUUAAUGUUUAUCGAGAAGUUGCUGACCGUUUAAUUGGAAAAAUUGAGCCUCGUUGGACAUUAUUAGAUGCUAGAGGAUUUGUAAGAAGAUUUCUUCAAUUUAAUUAUGAUAGUGAUGAAAGAAACUACCUCUUUACCAAGGAAAUCGCAUAUCCUGCCUAUUGGGCAAUUUAUAAGAGUAUUGCUCCACAUUCACUUGUUUCUGGUCAUCAUGUAUUUCCAAAUCUACCGAAAGGUAUAAGUGUAUUCCUAAAUCGUAACGUUCAUCUUUGGGAAUUAUACUGGAAAUGUCGUAGAAAAAUGUUGCAACUGCGUGGUGGUAGUUUUUUUUCCCUCCCUGCAGAGGUAAAAGGACGAAAACCCUUUCUUCCUUGUACAGACGAAUGUGAAGUAAAUGAAUGGUUCCUCUGGCACACCUGCAGGGAUGAAGAAGAGACUUGGCAAGUUUGUAUUGAAGGAAUCUCUAGCGCAAGUGUUCAACUUUGUUUUACACCACCAUGGAUGCGAGAAGAAGAAAAAAAAUCUACCGGAAAAAAUGAGGGAAGUGGAAGUACUAUCUGGGGAGUGGUGUUUCGUGUUUCCCUUGGAACUGUUUUAGAAAGCGACGAAAAAACCAUGAGUGAAGAAGAUGGUGGGGCACAACGUUUUGCCUCUUCCUUGGCGUACGACCUGGAGCAUUCUGCGAAGCAGAAAUGUGUACUUGCAAAGGGCAACGUAACUGAUGUUAAUUCGUCCCCUGAUGUACUUGUCCCUUCACCUAAUGCACGAUGCUAUCCUGAAUUUAUGAUUGGUAUUCCGGUCUCGCAAGCUGUGGUUGCUUCAUCGCCUAUUUAG
Trypanosoma theileri is the source of this 3846-nucleotide messenger RNA. RefSeq lists its product as uncharacterized. The record is from RefSeq and is a predicted model, not a curated record. The transcript has a single exon. Bases 1 to 3846 code for a protein of 1281 amino acids. Gene Ontology annotation, molecular function: ATPase activator activity. NCBI's taxonomy places the organism in Eukaryota, Euglenozoa, Kinetoplastea, Trypanosomatida, Trypanosomatidae. Gene Ontology annotation, biological process: protein import into mitochondrial matrix. Gene Ontology annotation, cellular component: PAM complex, Tim23 associated import motor.